Molecule: messenger RNA, 2796 nt
Organism: Zymoseptoria tritici IPO323
Lineage: Eukaryota; Fungi; Ascomycota; Dothideomycetes; Mycosphaerellales; Mycosphaerellaceae
Exons: 6
Coding region: 1-2796 (931 amino acids)
Biological process (GO): negative regulation of transcription by RNA polymerase II
Cellular component (GO): Sin3-type complex
Molecular function (GO): histone deacetylase binding
Source: RefSeq, a predicted model, not a curated record
AUGCACGCUCAGCGACCCAGCAUCAGUCCGCUCAGCUCAAAAGCCUCACCGAUUGCGAAUCGCGAUGCCCCUAUGCGAGACACUGAAGCGGAGGACGACGCUCUCCCCGACGGAACUGUCGACCUCGCCGCCGACGUCGGCGACGAUCGCUCCAGCAGUCUUAGUGAUCCUGAGGACGAUCUAGAAGAAGAUGGCGAAGUUUUUGGCAGCAGUUCUGCAAAUAUCGCAGCAGAAGAGCUCACGGCGCAUCAGUCUAUGGAGAUUGACUCGGAAGCAGAGACAGAGCGUCUCGAGAAUACACCAGACAAAUUGCGCAAGCAAGCAGAGAACGUUGGAAGGACGCCCAGUAAAUUGGUCCACGCUGCUACCGCUGAUGACGAGGCAUUGGACGACCUUUCAGAGCCUCCAUCACCGAUUCUCCUCGCACAGGGUGGGCCGUCAAGCACAAGCACCAUUGACGCAGCUGGUCAGUGGCACUCAGCAGCAACCCGCGGUGAAGUCGACACUGACCUUGAGGAAGCAGCGAAAAAGCGAAAGCGAUCACAAUCAGAGGAGAGCUCGUUGAGCAGUCCAGAAUCCGAUCUAGGCGAGUCGCCUCGAAAGCGGAGCCACAGUGCGGUCGCCAACGAUACCACCGCGAACGGCGAAACGCAACCCGAAGAUGCGCCUGCAGACGCCGACGAACCAAUCGACGAAGAGGCUGAAGCUGCAGCGAUACCAGAGCCUGUAAAACCGGGACGCAAAAAGGGUGGUCGACCGCCGAAAAAGGGUCGUCCAAAGCUUGAGCCCGCGAAAGAGACUGAAGUGGUGCAAAGUGAUGCAGUGGUACAGCCAGAGGAAGAGCAGAAUGAAGAAGCGGCUGCCAGGUCAAAAGAAGAGUCGGAGCGCAAAUUGCCUGCGUCGACAGCAUUCGAGGACCUGGCAAAACAAUUCGCCGCUUUUCGAGACAAGGUGCAUGGAGAGAGAUUGGCUGCAAUGGACGCAGAGCUUGAUCUUCUCAAGCAGCCCGACUGCAAACAUCCAGAAUACUUGCGACAAAUCGCAUGCAUAGACGCACGAUAUUCGAAGCAGGCCACCGAGACCCGCGCGCUGCGAAAGUUCAAGCUGGAAAGCCUCCGACGGACCACAUUGGCAGAGCGGAGUCAACUGCAUAGCCAAUACUUCCAACACGCGCGCGAACUCAGAGAAAAUGUCAUGGUCAAGCUCGGGGAGGACUGGUACAAUAUUCAGAAAGAGCGUCGCCAAGCGAAUCAAAGCGAUGACGAGGCGUACAUGUUCAAGUUCCCGACAAAGAAGAGCGUGCAGAUCCGACAACAGGCCAAAUACAACCAGGAGGUAUCCGUGUUGAGCGGCAUUGCAAAGUAUGUCGGCUUCCCAGCUGCACCGGAUAUCGCAGGCGCCGAGGGCGAUGCACUGGACUCCGACCUCAAGUCGAUGAAGAUCAACAAGCGCGCGGCUCAGCCAGCAGCCCAGCCUGUGUACUUUCCCAACCGCACUGGUUUUGUACAGGCGCAAAGCGAACGAAUCGCACACGAGCAGUUUGUCGAGCAGAAUGCUUGGGCCAGGUCGCAAGGUCCGAUACUCAACCAUGGACCCCCUGGUUUGACACAUACUCCCGACUGGGCUUCGGAGCCCGGUGCGCACACCGCGAAGCAAUUGAUGCGGAGUCUCAACGGGACAGCCACAAACGCACAUAGCCCGUAUGCUACGCCCAAUCCACAGAGGCGGCUGCCCGAGCAUUCGAGUGCAGGAACGAUUCCGGCCAAUAGUGAUCCGGUCGACGCACCAUCGAGUGUCGUAGCAGCCCCGCCAACGACGGACAGAGUACACUACCCUCACAUACCGGCCAAUUCGGAUCGCAUACACAGCUUCCGACCGGCCAGCAAUGACAAUGACAGCAGGGUGGCUCAGCAGCAAAUUUCUCACAAUUUGAAGCUUCUGCGCCUCACUUCGCAUCAUAUCGCUCACUUCUCGAGAUCUGUGCACGGCCUCUCUCAUAUGCUCAUGAUCCCUUCCUUCUUCCACUACUCGCUCACGAUGGCGGCCAUGCGAGCAGACAACGAGGCAGUCCAGACAGGUGCCAGCACUGCGGUCGCGACUCCAGCAGAUGCUCGCUUCGAAGCAUUCGCACAGGCACUCGACACAUGUGUCGAAACCGAGGAACGUGCGGCAGAUCAGCGUGCCGAAGGUGCAGAGGAUCCGGAUACCGACCAACGCCGUGCGAGAGACAUCGCUGAGGUGCAUCGCGCAUUGACGGCGUGGGCAACAAAGGGUACAGGCAGUGCUACUGUCUCUGGCGAGCAACCAAGAGGCACACUCUCCGCCUUCAUGUACAAGAAGCAGGACGAUGCCUACAUGAGAAUCGAGGCAGAGGUCGACCCCAAGGACAGAGGAUUUCUUCCCGACAACGAGGACCUCGUUGCUGGAUUCAUUCAUGCUUUCGGUUUCGCUAUCCCUGGCGAGGAAGAUGGGGCGGAGGAGCUGUCUUCCGUUCAGCGGGUGCGGCUAGAGGAUGCGCUUGAGGCGUACUUCGAGGCGAUGAAAGCCAACUGUCCGGAGGAUGAUGAUGAAGAUGGAGAAGAGUCUUCUGAUGACGAAGGCGGCUUCAACUGGGCUCCACCAGAGAUUCCUGGACUGAUUGACUUGGAGGAGUUCAGACAGCGUAUGAUGGGCCCAAGGACCGUGCGUGAGAUUCUCGGGAUUGAGGCGGGAGACACGGGCGACAAUAACGAGACCAGCGAUACCAUCGAGACGGGCGAGGCGGGCGAAAUUGGCGGGAAAGCAUCCUCUGCCUGA